Molecule: messenger RNA, 2145 nt
Organism: Dromiciops gliroides (monito del monte)
Lineage: Eukaryota; Metazoa; Chordata; Mammalia; Microbiotheria; Microbiotheriidae
Product: zinc finger protein 850-like
Exons: 2
Coding region: 1-2145 (714 amino acids)
Biological process (GO): regulation of DNA-templated transcription
Molecular function (GO): DNA-binding transcription factor activity, RNA polymerase II-specific; RNA polymerase II cis-regulatory region sequence-specific DNA binding
Source: RefSeq, a predicted model, not a curated record
AUGUUAAAAGCCUUAACAUGGAACUCAGAUCUUAUCAGGUAUCAGAACAUUCACAAUGGAAAAAAGUUUUGUAAAUGUAAUCAGUGUAGAAAGAUUUUCACACAAAGCUCCUGUCGGGCUGUACAUCAGAGAAUCCACAUUGGAGAGAAAUCUUAUGGUUGUAAUCAGUGUGGAAGGGGUUUCCUAAGCAGGUCCUGUUUUGAUGAACAUCAGAGUAUCCACACUGGAGAGAAACCUUAUGAAUGUAAACACUGUGGAAAGGCUUUCUCAUGGAGAUCUGGUUUUGCUAAACAUCAGAGAAUCCACACUGGAGAGAAACCUUAUGAAUGUAAGCAGUGUGGAAAGGCUUUCACACAGAGAUCUGGUCUUGCUGCACAUCAGAGAAUCCACACUGGAGAGAAACCUUAUGAAUGUAAGCAGUGUGGAAAGGCUUUUACACAGAGUCCUCAUCUUACUAUGCAUCAGAGAAUACACACUGGAGAGAAACCUUAUGAAUGUCAUCAGUGUGGAAAGGCUUUCAAACAUCACUAUACUCUUGGUAAGCAUCAGAGAAUCCACACUGGAGAGAAACCUUAUGAAUGUAAUCAGUGUGGAAAGGCUUUCACACAGAGAUCUGGUCUUGCUAAACAUCAAAUUAUCCACAGUGGAGAGAAAACUUAUGAAUGUAAGCAAUGUGGAAAGGCUUUCACAUGGCGAUCUGGUCUUGUUGAACAUAAGAGAAUCCACACUGGAGAGAAACCUUAUGAAUGUAAUCAGUGUGGAAAGGCUUUCACACAGCAUUCCACUCUUGGUAAACAUAAGAGAGUUCACACUGGAGAGAAACCUUAUGAAUGUAAACAGUGUGGAAAGGCUUUCACACAGAGAUCCCGUCUUGCUGCACAUCAGAGAAUCCACACUGGAGAGAAACCUUAUACAUGUAAGCAGUGUGGAAAGGCUUUCAGACACUACUCUACUCUUGCUAAGCAUCAGAGAAUCCACACUGGAGAGAAACUUUAUGAAUGUAAUCAGUGUGGAAAGGCUUUCAGACACCACUCUACUCUUGCUAAACAUCAGAGAAUCCACACUGGAGAGAAACCUUAUGAAUGUAAUCAGUGUGGAAAGGCUUUCAGACACGACUCUACUCUUGCUGCACAUCAGAGAAUCCACACUGGAGAGAAACUUUAUGAAUGUAAGCAGUGUGGAAAGGCUUUCAGACACUACUCUACUCUUGCUAAACAUCAGAGAAUCCACACUGGAGAGAAACUUUAUGAAUGUAAUCAGUGUGGAAAGGCUUUCACAAGAAGUUCUCAUCUUGCUAGGCAUCAGAGAAUCCACACUGGAGAGAAACUUUAUGAAUAUAAUCAGUGUGGAAAGGCUUUCACACAGAGAUCCAGUUUUGCUGAACAUCAGAGAAUCCACACUGGAGAAAAACCUUAUGAAUGUAAUCAGAGUGGAAAGGCUUUCACACAGAGUUCUCAUCUUGCCAAGCAUGAGAGAAUCCACACUGGAGAGAAACUGUUUGAAUGUAAUCAGUGUGGAAAGGCUUUCACACAGAGUUCUCAUCUUGCUAAGCAUCGGAGAAUCCACACUGGAGAGAAACCUUAUGAAUGUAAGCAGUGUGGAAAGGCUUUCACACAGAGUUCUCAUCUUGCUAUGCAUCAGAGAAUACACACUGGAGAGAAACCUUAUGAAUGUAAGCAGUGUGGAAAGGCUUUCACACGGAGAUCCAGUUUUGCUGAACAUCAGAGAAUCCACAGUGGAGAGAAACCUUAUGAAUGUAAUCAGUGUGGAAAGGCUUUCACAUGGAGAUCUGGUCUUGCUAAACAUCAGAGAAUCCACACUGGAGAGAAACCUUAUGAGUGUUAUCAGUGUGGAAAGGCUUUCACACAUAUUUCUCGCCUUGCUAAGCAUGAGAAAAUCCACACUGGAGAGAAUCUCUAUGAAUGUAAGCAGUGUAGAAAGGCUUUCACACAGAGUUCCAGUCUUUCUGCACAUCAGAGAAUCCACACUGGAGAGAAACCUUUUGAAUGGAAUCAGUGUGGAAAGGCUUUCCUCAGCAGUUCAUAUUUUGCUGUACAUCAGAGGAUCCACACUGGAGAGAAACCUUAUACAUGUAAGCAGUGUGGAAAGGCUUUCACACAGAGUUCCAGUCUUGCUACACAUUAG